Messenger RNA from Trifolium pratense (red clover), 8917 nucleotides. RefSeq lists its product as uncharacterized. Gene Ontology annotation, biological process: DNA integration; proteolysis. The record is from RefSeq and is a predicted model, not a curated record. Bases 1328 to 6805 code for a protein of 1825 amino acids. The transcript has a single exon. Gene Ontology annotation, molecular function: aspartic-type endopeptidase activity; nucleic acid binding. Lineage: Eukaryota; Viridiplantae; Streptophyta; Magnoliopsida; Fabales; Fabaceae.
UCCGUCAUUUGAGUAUUUUUAAUUAUUAUUCUAUAGUAUUUUAGUUAAUUUUUAAGAGUAUUGCAUGAUCAAAGAGAAAAAUUUAUGAAGAAAUUGACACAUAAAAGAGUUCGAAGAUAAAAAGCCUAGAAGAAAAAAAAGACUUGGAAAACAUUCUAAAAAUUGCAAAGACUUGGAGAAAUAAGCUUUGAAGCUACUGUUUUUCUCGCGUCCCUGCACAGUUCCAGCCGCGGUGCGAUUUGGAUUUUCCAACACAUGACAUCAUCAACGCAUCAGCAUGAGGCAAUCAAGCUUUUAAUCACAUGCCACCUAGGCAUACACGUGACUUGCUUUGUUGCAAGGCAUAUAAAUAAAGAAGCACUAAACCUAAGAAAGGAUCACGCAGGCACGGAGAAAAGAGCAAAAACGCAGUCACGCACCGACGGCUUGCACAGCAGAGAGAAUUGGUGAUUCAAGUCAUUCGACCGUAAUUUUAUGUGUAAUUCUGAAUACUCUUUUUAUCUCUAAUUAAUAUUAUGAGUAGCUAAUUUCUCAAUUGUUAGGGAUGAGUAAACCUAGAUGACUAUUCUUAUUUUAUGAUUUGAUUUAUGAUUAUUGAAGAAUUCUAUUAAUUAUUUUUCUUAUAUCUGUGCUUAAUGCUUUUAUCGAUUGAUCAUCGUUAAAUUGAUUUAUGAUUCAUAUUGUGAUACGGGAGUUGAAUUUAUGAAUGCUUUGAUAUAAGAAAUUCUUGCCUUUGUAAUUUAGGAAUAGAUGCAAACCCUUGAAACCAAUUUAGAAUUCUUGUUCAUUCAUGCUUAAUUCUAAUCUUAAAUUCACUAAGGAAUUAGGAAUUAUUUUAGAAUUAACGACUCUGUCACUAAGGAAUUAGGGCACGAAUACUUUAGGGAAUUCGGUAAUAAUUUGAUAAAUACCUUCAAUAGUCAUAAUCAAGUCACUACAUUAAAAUAGUAGUCUAGUGAAACUCAUCCCUGACAUUUUUAUUAUUAUCAAAUACAAAGUAAUUUUCGUUGUUAUUAUUAUUAUUGCUAUUGCAACCAAUCAAACUGAAACCUUUUGUUCAAUUGAGUAAAAAUCACAAUUCAACAGUAUAACGCGAUCCUUGAGUUCGACACUCGGUCUUACCGUUUUAAAUAUAUUACUUGCACGAUUUCGUACACUUGCGAAAAUCGCCAUCAAGUUUUUGGCGCCGUUGCCGGGGAUUGCCAAAUCAUUGUUGAAUUUUUAUUUUUGCUUAAUUGAAAUUUUUUGCUCUGCAACAAAAUUUUUGCUUUUAUUUUAUUUUAAUUAUUAUUCAAUACUCUAUUACUCACUAUUUGUCUAAUCUUGUAUGCGAGGCCAGGCCUCAGCUGAACUUCUCUUUGACGCAGAAAUCGAAAAGACCGCUCGAGCAAAUCGAAAAGAAGCUCGAUUGAGGAAACUCAAAGAGAAGGAGGAAAGUAGUGAAGUAAACUUUGACAUAGACGAACAGGUACACGAGGAAGUUAACGAGAUGGCAGAUGAAAAUCCGCCACCACCACCAGUGGAGAGACUUCUCGGAGACUAUGGUGCCCGUGACAGAAACCGAAACAGAUUGACCAUUACUAAUCAGCCUGUGACGGUAAACAAGUUUGAAAUCAAUCCAGGAUUGCUGCGUGAGCUGAAGGAGAAACAGUUUGCAGGAAAGUACAAUGAAGAUGCCAAUAAGCACCUGAAGAAUUUCUUUGUGAUUUGUGAGACAACAAAGGUGGAUGGUAAUUCUGAAGAAGCCAAACGGUUGAGACUAUUUCCAUUCUCACUAACUGAUGAUGCCAAAGAAUGGUUCGACUCCUUACCAGCUGGUAGCAUAACAACUUGGAAUGAAAUGGAAGACAAGUUCUUGGAGCAGUUUUUUCCUACAGCUUUGUUUGUGAGAAGGCGACAAGACAUUUCCAACUUCCAACAAAAAGAUGGAGAAUCACUUGGAGAAGCUUACAAGAGGUAUAAGAAGUUACUAGCCGCAUGUCCAGAGCACAAUUAUGAUGGUACUGUUCAAAUGCAAAUUUUCUGCAAUGGUCUACUCCUUGCUACUAGACAAGUUUUAGACACAGCUUCUGGUGGUUCCAUAAAUUUCAAAACCGCUACUCAAAUCAUAAAAGUCAUUGAAGCUGUCGCACUAAAUGAACAAAUGGAGAUGUAUGACAGAACUGGUGGUACAAGAGGUGGACUCAUAGACCUGAAUCAAGUUGAACACAGAAAUGCUCAGAAUAUACUCACCAACAAGCAGAUUCAAGAGGCAGUGUCAGCUGAAGUAACAAAGAGAAUGGCAGCUCUUAAUUUAAGUCAACCUCUAGUUGCUUCAGUUAACCAGAUGAACACUGUGAGAUGUGACUGGUGUGCAGGCCCUCAUUUCACUAUGCAUUGCGAUGUACCUAUGGAUGCAACACAAGUAGAAGCGGUGAAUUUUCUCAGCAACCAAACAAAUCGCCAACAGAAUAAUCCUUACUCAAACACAUUCAAUCCAGGCUGGAGGAAUCAUCCAAACUUCUCAUGGAAGAACCAACAAGGUGGCCCUCAAAGUCAACAACAAGGGGGUUACCAAGGAGGCACAUCAAAUCAAUCGUCUGUUCCACAAAAGAAGGCAGAUUGGGAGUUAGCUAUUGAAGCAAUGGCCACAAACAUGAACUCUUUCACUCAAGAGACAAGAGCUGCACAAAAGAAUACAACAGCUUCAAUAAAAAAUCUUGAAAUUCAGGUUGGUCAAAUUGCUCAACAACUCUCACAACGAGCUCCUGGAAGUCUUCCAAGCAAUACUGUUAUUAAUCCAAGAGACCAUGGUAGUGUGAAUGCUGUUGUUACAAGAAGUCAAAAAGUGAAUGAAUCACGAUCACCCAAUUUACAAAAGGGUGGGAGUGAGUCAUCGCCUACACUUGUUGAGGUAGAGUUGGAAGUUCGAAGUACUGAAAAAGAAGAUGAUGUUGAAGUGCUUGAAAAGAAAGAAGAACCAAUUGUGCAAAAGAAAGAGAGCCUUCCGAAACCAGAGAUCAAGUUACCUUUCCCUCAAAGGCUUAAAAAAGAAAAAGAUGAGAAGAAUUUCGGUAAGUUUCUAGAGGUGUUCAAAAAGCUUCAAAUCAACAUUCCUUUUGCCGAAGCUCUUGAGCAAAUGCCUACUUAUGCAAAGUUUAUGAAAGAUAUCAUCUCAAGAAAGAGAACUAUUGGUGAUGAGAAGGUGAGACUCACAGAGCAGUGUAGUGCAAUUUUACAGCGGAAGAUUCCACAAAAACUCAAAGAUCCUGGAAGUGUCACUAUUCCUUGUACCAUUGGGGAUAGAACUUUCAAGAAAGCUUUAAUUGAUCUUGGAGCUAGUGUAAGUUUGAUGCCGCUGUCCAUUUACAAGAAGUUGGGUAUUGGGAAGAUUAAUAAUACCAGGAUGACAUUGGAGUUUGCUGACCAUUCAAUAAAACACCCAUACGGUAUUGUUGAAGAUGUUCUAAUGAAAGUGGACAAAUUAAUAUUUCCGGUGGAUUUUGUUGUUCUUGAGAUGCCGGAAGAUGAUGACAUCCCGUUGAUCCUUGGAAGACCAUUUUUAAGGACGGGAAGAUGUUUAAUUGAUUUAGAAGAUGGUACUUUAACUUUGAAAGUGUAUGAUGAAGUUGUCAAGUUAAAUGUCCUUGAAGCAAUGAAACAUCCAGAAGAAAAAGAGGAGUGCUAUAGGGUUAAUAUUCUGAACUCAAUAAUUGGGGAACAAAUAAAACAUCAAGUUCCAAGUCUACCCCUUGAAAGAGUUUUGAGUUUGCCACCAGAAAUUGUUCAAGAAAAUAAAGACCCUAGAGAAUGUGAAGUUCUAACUAUGUUGGAGGCUCUUCCAUCCUACAACCGUCGCACCCCUACUAGGUGGGAGGAGUUACAUCCCAAAGAAGAAGUUGUUAUGGAAGAAUCAAAGAAAGCACCGGUAGUUGAACUUAAGCAAUUACCCUCGCAUUUGAAGUAUGUGUUCCUUGGUGAGAGGGAUGAAUAUCCGGCUAUUAUAAGUGCAAAUUUAAGUUCUUUGGAAGAAGAAAAAUUGUUGAGAAUCCUCAGACAGUACAAAGGUGCCAUUGGGUGGUCCAUUGAAGACUUGAAGGGCAUAAGCCCUACUUUCUGCAUGCAUAAGAUUUUGAUGGAAGACAAUCAUAAACCAGUGAUACAACCACAGCGGAGACUCAAUCCAGCCAUGAAAGAGGUAGUUAGAAAAGAGGUGGUUAAGCUACUUGAAGCAGGUCUUAUUUAUCCUAUUUCCGACAGUUCGUGGGUUAGUCCUGUCCAAGUUGUUCCAAAAAAGGGCGGGACUACGGUGGUGAUGAAUGAAAAGAAUGAGUUAAUCCCAACUCGUACAGUCACUGGAUGGAGAGUUUGCAUUGAUUACAGGAGGCUGAACACUGCAACAAGGAAAGACCACUUUCCAUUACCUUUCAUUGAUCAGAUGCUAGAGAGGUUGGCAGGUCAUGAUUACUAUUGUUUCCUAGAUGGGUACUCCGGUUAUAAUCAAAUUGCUGUAGCACCGGAGGAUCAAGAGAAGACCGCCUUUACCUGCCCCUAUGGGAUAUAUGCUUACAGGAGGAUGCCAUUCGGUUUGUGCAAUGCACCCGCAACUUUUCAAAGGUGCAUGAUGUCGAUAUUCUCCGAUAUGAUUGAAAAACAAAUCGAGGUAUUUAUGGAUGAUUUUUCUGUUUUUGGCUCUUCUUUUGAUAAUUGUCUAAUUAAUUUAUCUCUUGUAUUGGAAAGGUGUCAAAAAUCUAAUUUGGUUCUAAAUUGGGAGAAAUGUCAUUUCAUGGUGAGAGAGGGAAUUGUUUUGGGUCACCGAAUCUCUUACAAGGGGAUAGAGGUUGACCAAGCAAAAAUUGAAGUAAUUGAAAAACUUCCCCCUCCUACUAAUGAAAAAGGUAUUAGAAGCUUUUUAGGUCAUGCGGGUUUUUAUAGGAGGUUUAUUAAAGAUUUUUCCAAAAUAGCAAAACCUCUUACUAAUUUACUUGUGAAAGACACACCUUUCCAAUUCAAUGAUGAUUGUUUAAAUGCUUUUAAUAUUUUGAAGCACAGGUUGGUCACUGCCCCUAUUGUCACUGCACCUGAUUGGUCACUACCUUUUGAAAUUAUGUGUGAUGCAAGUGACAUAGCUGUUGGGGCAGUGCUUGGGCAAAGGAAAAAUAAGUUGUUGCAUGUAAUUUAUUAUGCUAGUCAUGUCUUGAAUCCAGCACAACUUAACUAUGCCACUACUGAAAAAGAACUUUUGGCUAUUGUUUAUGCUUUUGAUAAAUUUAGAUCUUAUUUAUUAGGAUCUAAAGUUAUUGUUUACACUGAUCAUGCUGCGUUGAGGUAUUUGUUUGCUAAGCAGGAAUCGAAGCCGAGACUUUUAAGGUGGAUACUUUUGUUACAGGAAUUUGAUCUAGAGAUCCGAGAUAAGAAGGGGUCAGAGAAUACUGUGGCAGACCACCUCUCACGAUUGGAAACAGUGGAAGAGACGGAAGAGAAGAGGCCAAUUCAGGACCUCUUUGCAGAUGAACAUAUUUUAGCUGUGACAGUUGCACCGUGGUUUGCAGACUUCGCAAACUACAUGGUGGGAAGUACAAUUCCCUCUGAUUUUACCUCCCAACAACGCAAGAAAUUCCUCCAUGAUUGCAAAUUCUAUGUGUGGGAUGAGCCGUUUUUAUAUAAAAGGGGGGUAGAUGGAUUGUUAAGACGGUGUGUUCCGGAAGAUGAGCAAGAGAAAGUGUUGUGGCAUUGUCACGACUCAAGCUAUGGCGGUCAUUUUAGUGGAGAUAGGACUGCUGCAAAGGUCCUUCAAUCUGGUUUGUUUUGGCCUACAUUAUUUAAGGAUGCUUUUACCUAUGUUAAGAGAUGUGACCGCUGCCAACGCACAGGAAAUAUUUCAAAAAGAAACGAGUUGCCUCAAAAUCCUAUGUUGGAAGUAGAAAUUUUUGAUGUGUGGGGAAUUGAUUUUAUGGGACCUUUCCCAUCCUCAUACUCAAAGAUGUACAUUUUAAUGGCAGUGGACUAUGUCUCUAAGUGGGUAGAAGCAAUUGCCACUCAAACCAAUGAUGCUCAAGUAGUGGUUUCAUUCCUCAAGAAAAAUAUUUUCUCACGCUUUGGAGUUCCUAGAGCGUUGAUUAGUGAUGAGGGAACCCACUUCCUCAAUCGAAAGAUGGAGGCAUUACUAAGAAAGUACAAUGUGCAUCAUCGGAUUGCAACUCCAUAUCAUCCUCAAACUAGUGGACAGGUGGAGGUAUCUAACAGGCAAAUCAAGCAAAUUUUGGAGAAGACUGUGAAUGCCUCAAGAAAAGAUUGGUCAGUAAAGCUUGAUGAUGCAUUGUGGGCUUACAGAACUGCAUUCAAAACACCUAUAGGUAUGUCUCCUUUUCAAAUUGUUUAUGGAAAAUCUUGUCACUUACCUUUGGAACUAGAACACAAAGCAUUAUGGGCCACGAAAUUCCUAAAUUUUGAUCUUUAUAAAGCGGGUGAAUCCAGAGUUCUUCAACUCCAUGAGUUGGAUGAAUUUCGGAAUUACGCUUAUGAGAAUGCCAAAAUUUAUAAAGAAAAAACAAAAAAUUGGCAUGAUAAAAAGAUUCAAAAUAGGGAAUUUCAAGAAGGGCAGCUAGUUCUACUUUUUAAUUCCAGGUUGAAGCUGUUUCCUGGAAAAUUGAAAUCAAGAUGGUCUGGUCCAUUCAAAGUUACAAAAGUAUUUCCAUAUGGUGCCAUUGAAGUUAAAGAUCCAGGUUCCGCGAGAACAUUCAAGGUGAACGGACAAAGACUCAAACCAUAUUAUGGGGGAGAGUCUGAGCGGCCAAUUGAAUCCAUCCCUUUGAAGUCCACAUGACAAAGUGGCGCGUCAGGCUCGAGACGUUAAACACGCGCUUGAUGGGAGGCAACCCAUCCAUUAUGCUUUACCAUUCAUUUUUCAUUCAAAAAAAAAAAAAAAGAAAGAAAAGAGAAAAAAAAAAAAAAAAGAAAAAAAAGAAGACUAUCAAUGAUGUCACCUGCUGUCUGCUGACAAUCCCUUGUGUUUCACCUUUCUGUUGUUUUGUUUAUUUUCAAGUUUAAUGUUUUUAUGUCUUUUCAUAAUUGUUAGUGUGUUAAUACCUGAAUUUGCAUGAUGAAAAUCUCUUAGACUUGCACAUAAAAGAAUAAGGACGUGUGACUGCUCAUGAAAGUGCGAUGUUUAAAGAGACAAAGAGAUGACUAGGAAAGAUGGAGUUUUGCACGGUGUACUAGUUCAACCUUCAGAUACCUCAGCUGGUGAGCACUUUGAGCCAAAUAAAUUCCACGGUAUACUAUUUCUUUCACAUCUUAUGAGUGUAUCCAUGUUUUGUAUAUUUUCUAGAACUUGCGACUAUUCUCUACUGUUGAUUGGUUUUACAUUUACACACAUAGAGGCACAUUUGUUUGGUACCCUGAGCCUUUUCAAGCUACCCUGUUAUUAUAUAUCUGUUGCUAAACCACUUUGAGCCAAAAAAAAAAAAUCCCCUUUCUUUCGGUGACUAACUCAAUUAUAAGCCUUUUAGACCUGAAAUUUUUUAUCUGUUUACCCUCCUUGGAGUUAGGUAGAAGCUUUAAAUUUCCUUGUCAUGGUAUCAUUUUAAGUUUGGGGUUGCUUCUGGAAUUAGCAACAUCUUAAGUUUGGGGUAGGGGUACUAGAGAACUAAAAAAAAAAAAAAAAAAAAAAGUGAAUAAUAGAGACUCACAAAAAAAUAAUUGAGUUUCUUAAAAAAAAAAAAGAAUAAAGAGCCAUUAAGCAUGAAAAAUAGUGGCAUCUUCAAAAAAAAAAUGAUGAAAAAUAAGUUCUCUAAGUACCUAAUCAACAAUGAAUUGAGCCCCGGUUAUGGUAAUUUUUCAAUAAGGAAUAGUAGUUGAUACCUAACUCCAAUUUAGCCUACUUUUCCCAAAUUUAUCCCACCAUUCACCCGAGUCAAGUUACAACCUUUAAGACCUCAAAAAUGUGUGUCAUGUAUUUACUUUGAUUGACGGUUUAGAAUUUUUUCAAGCUUAUGGUAAAAUAGCAUUUGCAUGUUGAUGGAGUGAAUACCCUGUCAAAUUGAGUGAAUUAGUGAGUGAGAGAUAAGGUUGAACUUUGAACAUCGUGUGGAAUGAUCAUUGAACCGAAGCUGAUUGAAGUCUUGAAAACCAAAACAUUGAUUGAGCAGGAUCACUGAAGUUAAGACCGGUGGUUCUAUUGCCGGAUGAAGAGAAAAAAAGGUUUUUGAGAUUUUUAUCAUUCAAAUUAAUUUGUUAAUUCACUGACAGUUUUGUUUCGACAGACAUAUUACUUGAGGACAAGCAACAAUUCAAGUUUGGGGUUGUGAUGACAUUCCGUCAUUUGAGUAUUUUUAAUUAUUAUUCUAUAGUAUUUUAGUUAAUUUUUAAGAGUAUUGCAUGAUCAAAGAGAAAAAUUUAUGAAGAAAUUGACACAUAAAAGAGUUCGAAGAUAAAAAGCCUAGAAGAAAAAAAAGACUUGGAAAACAUUCUAAAAAUUGCAAAGACUUGGAGAAAUAAGCUUUGAAGCUACUGUUUUUCUCGCGUCCCUGCACAGUUCCAGCCGCGGUGCGAUUUGGAUUUUCCAACACAUGACAUCAUCAACGCAUCAGCAUGAGGCAAUCAAGCUUUUAAUCACAUGCCACCUAGGCAUACACGUGACUUGCUUUGUUGCAAGGCAUAUAAAUAAAGAAGCACUAAACCUAAGAAAGGAUCACGCAGGCACGGAGAAAAGAGCAAAAACGCAGUCACGCACCGACGGCUUGCACAGCAGAGAGAAUUGGUGAUUCAAGUCAUUCGACCGUAAUUUUAUGUGUAAUUCUGAAUACUCUUUUUAUCUCUAAUUAAUAUUAUGAGUAGCUAAUUUCUCAAUUGUUAGGGAUGAGUAAACCUAGAUGACUAUUCUUAUUUUAUGAUUUGAUUUAUGAUUAUUGAAGAAUUCUAUUAAUUAUUUUUCUUA